Messenger RNA from Drosophila elegans, 376 nucleotides. Its product is annotated as venom peptide CtAPI. The record is from RefSeq and is a predicted model, not a curated record. NCBI's taxonomy places the organism in Eukaryota, Metazoa, Arthropoda, Insecta, Diptera, Drosophilidae. The transcript is spliced from 2 exons. The coding region runs from base 31 to 318 and encodes 95 amino acids.
CUCAUCAGUUUAGUUUGCCAUUGCCAUUCGAUGAUGUUGCUCCACCGGAAUUAUGUGUUGCUGCUGAGUUGCUGCUGCCUGGUUUUCAUGGUCACAGCGCAGGUUCCCAUCACGCCCCGAGAAUGCCCUGAAAACGAGACUUUUCUGCCCUGUGGACCCAGUUGCCAAACGGAGUGCUCCACGUUGGGCAAACCGUGCCUGAUUAACCAUAUUCGAUGCCCCGAUGGAUGUUACUGCAACAAGGGAUUCGCGAGGAAUGCCGGCGGCAGGUGCAUUCCCAUCAACAGAUGCAAAAAAACAACAGCUUACGGAAAAUGAAUCCGGUGUGUUAUCAAGAAACAUUUGUGUCUAAUUAAAAACGCGAUGAAAAAGUGGA